CCUUGGGCUCCUGUGCUGGGUGGAAUUCACUUGCCUGAGUGAGCCUGUGGACAGAAAGAGAAAGGAAAAGAAAGGGAGGAGGCACUGGAACACUGUGUGACCUUAGGCUGUCGCUCUCCUGCCAGGGAGAAAGGAAAGAGACACAGCAGCUGCUGUUGCUUCUCAGGAACUUCCAUCAAGAUGCCCUUUCCAAAUAGUUCGGCCAGGACCCGGCGGCACAAGCUGAUACUGGCAGCGACCAUUAUCCCCUUAGUUACGCUAGUUGUGGUUGUGUUGCUUGUUGUGAUCAUUCAGGGAAGAAAAGAGGGCCCCAAAUCAGAAAUACUGCUAGAGUGGAGAGGCAGGGGGACUACCCCACACCUGCGUGAAAUCGUCCUGGGGAGAUGUUACAACUAUGUGGCCACAGUGAACUCCGAACUCAGCAGAAAUAAAGACUGCCUCAAAAUUUGGGAACUCUUCGAAAAAGCAUUUAUGUACAAGGACCCAUGCAGCAUAACUGAGAAAGAUUACCAGCCUCUGAUGGACAUGGCAAGGCAUUCUAUCCCUUGUAAUAAGUCACUAUUCUGGAGCAAGACAGGUAACCUUGUCCAUCGUUACACUAAAGCUAAUCAGGAUUUUGUCACUUUGGAGGAUACUCUGCUAGGCUAUAUAGCGGAUGGCAUUUCGUGGUGUGGAGACCCCUCUAGCCCAGGAAUAAACUACAAGUCUUGCCCAAAAUGGACCGAAUGUGAAAGUAACCCAGGUACAAUAUAUUGGAAAAUGGCUUCCAAGAUGUUUGCUGAAGCAGCUUGUGGGACAGUCCAAGUCAUGCUCAAUGGGUCAAUAGAAACUGGUGCAUUUAGAAAUGACAGCAUUUUUGGCAGUGUUGAAAUUAGGAACUUAAAUUCGGAUAAGAUUUCCGGGAUGUACGUUUGGUUAAUGCAUGAUAUUGAUGGACCACAAAGUGAAUUUUGUGGGGGCCGUUCCAUCACAGUCCUAAAAGAGAUCCUUAAAAAGCAGAAAAUAAGAGUCUUUUGUGAAGAUAAUUACAGGCCCGUUCAAUUGCUUCAAUGUACCAGCAGUCCUGAGCACACCGCCUGCAAAGCUUGUUCAUGAUACCACGGUUCCCUGUGCUGUUUAUAUCAUUGUUCAGCUUUGUAUAAUAUGGAAUGUUGUGUGUGUGUGUGUGUGCGUGCGUGCGCGCGCGCCCUUCCACACAGCCCUAUAACCCAGAAUAUCAAGACACAAAAUCCCACAAUAUCUGCUUUGAACUAGGUUAUCUGAGUCCACACUGCCAUAUAUUCCAGUUCAAAGCAGAUAAUGUAGGAUUUUAUUCAGCUGUGUCGAAGGGCCUGCGUGCACGCAUGUGUGUGUGUGUGUUAGAAAUCUCUAGAUCCUUCGUAUGCUGGGACCAAAAGUGAGGUAAUUUUAUGGUAUUCGGCAAUAUCGGCAGUUUCAUGUAAUCACAGUCCAACCAGAAACAUAGUUCCCACAGAUAUGGGGAUUAUAAUUUCUCCCUUCCACCUACUUAAACUUGUGUAUUUAUGUGUGUAUAUACUUGGAACUAAACUAAAUGCUGGCAGAUCUUUGUAUUUUAUACCCACAUCUGCUUCCCAACCCAACUCAACAAAUUCAACAUUCAACCUGGCGAUUCAACAUGUAUGUAAAUUGUCUGAUCACUGGAUCGAUUCAACAUAAUGCUAUUACAUUAGAUUUAGCCCAUAGCACACAAAGGGUAAACCUUUCCCCGCUUGUAUCUUAAAUCUCCAAUCUUUCCCCUUAGAUCUAUUUUCAUACAGCCAUGUUUAGUAAAAGAUAAGGGUAAAUAGGGAUGAAAGCUUUGGGAACCCUCCAGGACUCUGUAGCAUUGAGACACGACAGUUAAGGUGGUGUCAAACUAUAUUACUUCUACAGUGCAAAUGCAUCCUGAAAUCUGCAAUCAAAAUGGCAAUGUGCUUGCUGAAAACCAAACUACAAUCAAAUCCUCUGCCUCCAUUGAAAUCCUGCGUCACAUGGCUUUCAGUUGUUACAUUUAUAUUUUACCCUAAUUUCUGAUCAAACAUCUUUGUAGGUAUAACAACACACCCCUCAUAAUACAAAUAAUGAAUCAGUCAUUUCAUAUUUGUUUAUAUUUGUUUUCUUUUGUACCUUGUUAAAAAAAGUUUUAUAUUAAUUUAAAUAGAACUACGUUAAUGGAAUACUCCCGUCUUAAUUUAAAAAGUUCACAUCUUAUAUGUUCCCAUUUUUCAGAAACAAUUAAAUCAUGUUUCUUGGACCAAUGUA
This is a messenger RNA of Anolis sagrei ordinatus, 2262 nucleotides long. The record is from RefSeq and is a predicted model, not a curated record. Lineage: Eukaryota; Metazoa; Chordata; Lepidosauria; Squamata; Anolidae.